Messenger RNA from Drosophila suzukii, 2191 nucleotides. RefSeq names its product a6 (gene a6). NCBI's taxonomy places the organism in Eukaryota, Metazoa, Arthropoda, Insecta, Diptera, Drosophilidae. The record is from RefSeq and is a predicted model, not a curated record.
UCGCGUUAUCGAUGUGUGGCGUUUAUCGAUGCAGUUUUAUAAACAGAAUUCUAAAUUACAACAAAAGCGCACCCUGAGCAGCUGUCCCGUGGAAAAGCACACAUCUCGGCCAGCCCGCAUCUCGUCAUGUCCAGCGGCGGGAGGCGCAGCGCCUAAUCCCGCGCCGCCGCCCCUGGAGGCGCUUUGCCCGCCACGCAAUUAUGCAAGUUGCAGCGGAUCCAACUGUACCGCUGCCUGUGGAAGAGCAAAAGGAGAAGGAGGAGGAGCCCCAGUGCCCGGUGCCCAUGACCUGACCCCGACCCGGAGGCACCACCACCGCCGGCAGAUCAGUCUACUCAAUCGACCAUGAACCAGAGACAUUCCGAACCAUUCUACAUAUCGCCGCGGUUGUUCGACAACAGGCGGCUCAAGCGGCGCCGCUGCCGGUGGAUGGAACGCCUGCGGGAGCGCCAGCGGAUUUGCAUGGCCCAGAUGCGCGCACAGGCAACAGUGAUCGCCUCCAAGACUGACCGGUUGCAGCGGCGCCAUGUGGCGGCCACCCUGCCGGCGGACGUGACCAUUGACCUGCUGUCGGACGACGAUGACGACGAGCGGGAGGAGGCUGGACCUGGACCUGGACCAUCCACUGCCGCUAGCCACAAUCGCCUUCUGAUACCCGCCCCCUUCGCUGUCGGCCAGCGACGUCCUAGAGUGGGCAGAAGGCAGGGUCGAGGCAGAGUCGGCACCCACUCGCAUCUCUUAACCGAGAGCAUCCUGAUAACCAGCGACGACGAGUACAACGACCAGGAAGGCAGCAGCGGGGCCAUGGCGCGCCCUCAGCUUUCCAUGCGCUCGCCACCGCCCCUUGCACCGCUCACCCUGUCGGAGACCAUCGAAGAGGUAACCGUUUCGCUGGUGCCGCGCAACUCCACCACUGCCAACUGCCAGACGCGAUUGUCCGGCCAUCUCAAGCCCUGUCGAGCGUCCACGGCGGCCAGCAACGGGAUGGUCAUGGCCGGCGGAGGAGGAGGAGACGGUGGCGGUGGCAACGAUACGAGCUGCUUCCUGGAGGUGGACGUAGGCGGUGGCAUCACAGCCACGCUGCCGGACGAGACCACCGUGCACACGGUCAUCGCCAAUCGCAUUUACGAGCUCUCGCUGAGCAAACUGCGCGAAGGACUGGCCUUCAGUGGAGCCCCGGAAUACACGACCGACCUGCUGCCGGAACAGCUGCAGAAACUGUCGCCGGCACUGCGGGCCAAGGUGGCACCGCUGGUGGCCCCCUCGCCGCCCACGCCCAUCUCCUUGAAACUGUCUAGCGACCUCAGCAUAUCACUGAUCUCAGACGACGACGACUGCGAGAGCACCGGCCAACAUGCCAACGGAGGAGGAGGAGGAGUCGGUACCGAGCUGGCGCAUCCAGUCGUGGUGGCGGCGGCGGAGGCGCACGCUGCCGCCAAGCUGCUAAAGCAACAGCAGCCGCAGCUCUCGGUGGUGCAGCACCUGCAGUACGUGGGCGGAGGACUAGCUUCACCCGUGGCCCUGGCCCUUCCGGUGAUGGCGACUGCGUCCUCGUCCGCUUCCGUUGUGGCUCUGCCGCUGCAGCUGCCGCGACGCCGGAAGUUGGGAUGAGCCCCUCACCUGGACAGCGUCUUGAUGCACAGCCAGAUCGAAGAACCCAUCGCCAUAAUAUCAUUCCCAGAGCCGGACGUACGGCUCAGACUUUACCUAGCAGUGGCUAGUAGUAGUGCAAAUAUGAAGGUAGUUUAAGCGACAAAACAUCACCGUUUCCCAGUAAUCCUUGAAUCCGCACCGAGUCAUUGUACUUUUCCCUCUUUCCAUAUCCCAUCUCACUCUUUUUCCCUUCAAUCUCUUCCUGUCUCUGUCAUUCUCAUAUUUUAAGCUUUAAAUGAAACUAGACGACAACGUACAAAAGAAAGUAGAAAAGCAUCAACACAUAUAUUGAGAAACAAAAUCACAAAUUUUAAAAAUUUAUAGGAGGGAAUAGAAAAUUUGAAAGCGAGAUGUAAGGGAAGACGAACCCAAUAUUUAUACCGUACAAGUAGUUAGAUUAAGCUAUACAUUAUGUACAUUUUAUUAGGUGGAUAGUACUUGGGGGAAUCACACAGUGUGUGAUCCGUGUCAGUUCGCCGUCUGUAUUACAUUUAACUGAUCACCAAAUCGGAAUAAAUUUUCAUUGUAUAUACCUGUA